AUGUCGGUCAUCGCGCACGUCGAUCAUGGAAAGUCCACACUUACCGAUUCCCUGAUAUCUAAAGCCGGUAUUAUCGCUUCUGCGAAAGCUGGUGAAACUCGUUAUACUGAUGUUCGUAAAGACGAACAAGAUCGAUGUAUUACAAUAAAAUCCACGGCUAUUUCAAUGUACUUUGAAUUGAGUGAAGAAAAUCUACACGAUAUAAAACAGGAGAUCGAUGGUAAUGAAUUCUUGAUCAACCUAAUCGAUUCCCCCGGACACGUUGAUUUCUCUUCAGAAGUUACUGCUGCUCUCCGUGUUACUGAUGGAGCCCUAGUUGUAGUAGAUUGUGUUGAAGGUGUUUGUGUGCAGACUGAAACUGUCCUACGUCAGGCUCUCGCUGAACGUAUUAAGCCAGUAGUUAUCAUUAAUAAGGUUGAUCGUGCUUUAUUAGAGUUACAACUUCCAAAAGAAGACUUGUAUACUACAUUUCAACGAACUAUCGAGUCUGUAAAUGUUAUUAUCUCAACGUAUAGUGACAAAUAUUUGGGUGAAAUUCAAGUUGACCCAGAAAAGGGUACUGUUGCUUUCGGUUCUGGUCUUCAUGGUUGGGCUUUUACCUUACGUCAGUUUGCUCGACGUUAUUCUAAAAAAUUUGGUGUUAAUAAAGAUAAAAUGAUGCAAAAACUUUGGGGUGAAAAUUAUUUUAAUCCUGCUACAAAGAAAUGGUCUACAAAACCAUUUACUCCUGAAAGAAAACCUCUUGAACGUGCUUUUUGUUCACUUGUCUUGGAUCCUAUAUUUAAAUUAUUUGAUGCUAUCAUGAAUUUUAAAAAGGACACCGUUGAUAUGAUGCUAGAAAAAUUGGAAAUUAAACUUAAUAGCGAAGAAAAAGAAAAGAAUGGAAAAGCUCUCUUAAAAAUUGUUAUGCGUAAAUUUUUACCUGCUGCUGAUGCCUUACUUGAAAUGAUAGUUAUUCAUCUUCCAUCUCCUUUGACCGCUCAAAAAUAUCGUGCUGAAAUGCUGUAUGAAGGUCCUGCUGAUGAUGAAUGCGCUGUUGGUAUCCGUAAUUGUGAUCCUAAUGCACCCCUUAUGUUAUACGUAUCUAAAAUGGUACCGACUUCUGAUAAAGGUCGUUUCUAUGCACUUGGUCGUGUAUUUUCUGGUACUGUUCGUUCUGGUCUCAAAGUCCGUAUUCAAGGUCCAAAUUAUCAACCUGGAAAAAAAGAUGAUUUGACUGUAAAGCCCAUUCAACGUACUGUUCUCAUGAUGGGUCGUUACAUUGAGCCCAUUGAUGAUUGCCCGGCCGGUAAUAUUAUUGCCAUUGUUGGUGUUGAUCAAUAUUUACUUAAAUCCGGAACAAUCACAACUUCUGAAACUGCACAUAAUUUAAAGAUUAUGAAAUUUUCUGUUUCACCUGUUGUACAAGUUGCUGUUGAUGUGAAGAACGCAAAUGAUUUACCAAAAUUAGUAGAAGGAUUAAAACGACUUUCUAAAGCAGAUCCUUGCGUUCAAUGUUAUAUAUCUGAAUCUGGUGAACAUAUUGUAGCAGGUGCUGGUGAAUUGCAUUUAGAAAUUUGUUUAAAAGAUUUGGAAGAGGAUCAUGCUCAAGUCCCAAUCAAGACUGGUGAUCCUGUGGUAUCAUACCGUGAAACUGUUCGAGCUGAAUCAACUGCUACUGCUCUAUCUAAAUCUCCUAAUAAACAUAAUCGUUUAUAUAUGAAAGCUUAUCCAAUGGAUGAAGAACUUUCUGCUAGUAUAGAAUCCGGAAAAAUUACACCACAUGAUGAGUUCAAAGCGCGUGCUCGUGUCCUCGCCGACGAAUUUGGCUGGGAUAUAACUGAUGCUCGUAAAAUUUGGUGUUUCGGUCCAGACUCUAUUGGGCCAAACUUGUUAGUAGAUGUAACUAAAGGUGUUCAAUAUCUUAAUGAAAUUAAGGAUUCUUGCGUCGCUGCUUUCCAAUGGACUACAAAGGAAGGUGUUUGUGCAGAAGAAAAUAUGCGUUCUUGUCGACUUAAUAUUAUUGAUGUAGUGUUGCAUAGAGAUUCUGUUCAUCGUGGAGGUGGUCAAAUAAUUCCUACUUGUCGCCGUGCAAUCUAUGCGGCAUGUUUGACCGCAAAUCCUGGUAUUUUGGAACCGGUCUAUCUUGUUGAAAUUCAAUGCCCAGAACAAGCUUUGGGUGGUGUUUAUAAUGUAUUGAACAAACGUCGUGGUAAUGUCAUUGUUGAAGAACAACGUCUUGGUACUCCAUUGUUUAGUAUAAAGGCUUAUUUGCCUGUAAAUGAGUCGUUUGGUUUUGCAGCUGUCCUACGAUCAACUACUGGUGGUCAGGCGUUUCCUCAAAGCAUAUUUUCGCAUUGGCAAUUAAUGAAUGGUUCACCAUUAGAACCUGGAAAAGUUUCCGAUAUUGUAAAAGCCAUAAGGAAAAGGAAAGGUCUUUCCGAAGAAAUUCCGACUCUUGACAGAUACAUGGAUAAAUUAUGA
Molecule: messenger RNA, 2463 nt
Organism: Dentiscutata erythropus
Lineage: Eukaryota; Fungi; Glomeromycota; Glomeromycetes; Diversisporales; Gigasporaceae
Source: the annotation of a GenBank genome assembly